Didymosphaeria variabile is the source of this 564-nucleotide messenger RNA. RefSeq lists its product as uncharacterized. The record is from RefSeq and is a predicted model, not a curated record. The transcript is spliced from 4 exons. NCBI's taxonomy places the organism in Eukaryota, Fungi, Ascomycota, Dothideomycetes, Pleosporales, Didymosphaeriaceae. Bases 1 to 564 code for a protein of 187 amino acids.
AUGGGGGAUUCGCUGUAUAUUCUUCUGCGCCCGCACACCAUGGCCGGCGGCUUCCUCCAAUGGCCCAUCUGGAAACCCUACGAGAUUUACGCGUCCAUCGACUACGUCUACGGCCAACCUGGUUGGGACGAGAAAGACGGGUUUGGAGGCGGGCAAGGCGCGAUUAAUGCUAUCGAAGCUGUGCUGUACGGACUGUACCUCAUGCUUGUGUAUAACCACGGUAUUAAGGCCGCUGGUGGGAGUGGCGUGCAAAUUGGACAGGGGGUGAACGGGUGGAUGAGUGGUGGCGUGAAGGUAGCGGGGAAGAGGGGGAACACGGCGCUGAUAAUUGGAUUUACGGCGAGUGUUAUGACGUUGAGUAAGACGGUAUUGUACUAUCUGGUCGAGUACUACGCUGGAUUCAAGAACACUGCGCAUAAUGACUGGUUCACGCUGUUUUUGUUCUACGGCGUCAUGAACGGCCUCUGGGUCAUCUUCCCAGCGUACAUGACUGUAACAUUUGGGUCUGACAUUCUCGCUGGUUUAGACGCUGCGGUGGAGAGCUCGGAGAAGAAGCAAAACUAG